AUGAUUUGGUUGCUUCCUUUGUCAUUUUACAUCGUUGCCACAGUUUUCGCUGCUGAUGAACAUUCCAGAUCUUCUUACUUCAGAACGUUGGAAAACAGGCGCUUAACAUCACAAGUGGCCAAAACAUUUUCUUCCCCUAGUGUUUUGUCGUGCAGUCAUGCGUGCCUCAGAAAUACUUGGUGUUCCUCUACAAAUUUCAAGAAAGGCACAGGUGGAACAGGAGUAUGUGAGUUGAUUAAGCAUGAGUCCAAUUCAACUAACUAUAACAACAAACUCAUACAUCAACCAGGCAACACAUAUUCAAUAAUUCUUAAGGUGAGUAAAUGCAACAUUUUAUUUGCGCAAUGCCGUGAAAGAAUUUUUUUUACUAUUAAACUUUUUUCAGUGGCGUAUCUAACGGAAAGACAACACGAACAGUAAUAUUUACAAGCAGACAAUAAUUUGCUAUACAAUCCAAAUAAAAGGUUUAAUAAAAGCUUAAACUUCCGCACGAACUAGUGACAUUUGACACGUAAACGGUUUUAACCGUUUCGAUGCUGUGUGUUUAUUACCAGAAAGCAUGAUUAUGAUUCUGAAUGGCUAAGGAAUAAUCUCGGUUAAGUUGAAACUCCGACAAUUUCUCCCCUAGAAGGGUACAAGCAAGCGAGAAAACCAUUUCCCUUCCUGCCAUUUUUCUACAUUUAAACUUUUUUUACUGAUAGGGUUGUCUGAUGACUGGAUGCCUAAAUGGAGGUUCUUGCUUGUUAGACAAGAAAAAGGAAUCGUUUUCAUGUUCGUGCAAACUACCAUGGAGUGGGCAGAGAUGCGAAGAAAAAUUGAGUAAGCCUCUAGUACAAAGCGUUUGCACAUAUUUGUUUUUCUAUUUAUGUAUUCAUUUAUUUUUUUUUUUUUCAUGAGAGAAAAGUCUUGAUGUCCUUACUUCAAGCGUUUUAAUGCUGGUUUCGUUUCUGUCAUUUGUUAGUGAGCUCCCGGGUUGACCCGUUGGAGCAAAAUUCCUUAAUUAUGGCCUCUAACGGAUAUGCUGCUGGCUAGGGUUUUUUUGAUGGUCCCUCUGUCUUGAGAAGAGCAUUAAGCAAUCGCGAGAAAGUUUUUAAAAUAACUCCAAAGCACUUUCAAAAUAAGUUACGUUUUCGCUAACGUCCCCUCCCUGAUUCGUGAAUCACAGGCGCAUUGAGAAGGCGAAAUAACAGUUGUCAUAACAUUCUUCUGGCGGCUAAAUUGAAAUUCGUCUGAACGGUUUCAUUAAAAAAAUGAUGUUAUUUUCCCUCUUCUUCUUCUUCUCUUGACUAAGUUUUCUACCAAGCUUUCACAGAAACGCUCGCUAUAAUGCUGAAUGGUCCGUAACGUGAGGCUUCAUUCGCCUACCUUAGCUACCAUGGGCAAGCCAACUUUUCCAACUUUUCCUUCCAAAACUUGGUGAUUCUUUUACAUGAGAAAUAAAACGUUGGCUCGGCUAGAAGGUUGAUCCGCCAUUUUCGACCCAGCCGGGUCACAUCGGUCAAGGCGAAACAAUCAGAGCAUGCGCGAGCGUUGUUGUCAGCUCUUGGCUCUGGCAAACGGUCAACUUUUUUCUCAUAUAAACGCUCGCCAAAAGUGAGUCGGUUGGAAGGAUGAUCCUCUUUCCCGGGAGACCUUAACUCAACGAGGACUAAGGACAUUACUGUAUCUCAGCUUCCCUUUUCCACUAGCUUGGAAUCAUAUUACUUUUAAUUUUUCCUUUGUGUUUUUUCGCUCAGAUUGUCCAGUUGGCUGGUCUGCAUUUGGCGACUCGUGUUAUUACCUAAACGGUACAGUGGCCCAGAACCAGAGAGACGCCCGCAAAGCAUGCCAGGCAAUGGAUGGAGACCUCCCAAUAAUUAAAUCAGCCACUGAAGACAAAUUCGUAUUUGAACUGAUAAGAAACAGUGAAACAGUUACAACACUUGGUACCUGGCUUGGGUUAGAGCGAGAUAAGAACGAAAGCAAGUCAUUCCAUUGGAUUGAUAAAACUCCACUGGAAGGGGGCUUUAACAAUUGGGUUUACAAGGAACUGAACAACCAAGGCGGUAAUGAAGAUUGCGUCCAUAUGUAUGGAAAGCGAGUUUGGAACUUUACGAGGCCAGGAAAGUGGAACGACUACCCCUGUAGUUGUUAUUUUCAGCUUCGUCAUUGCCCUGUUAUACUUUGCCAGAAGCCUGCAUACUAAGGUAGCCUGCAAUGCAUUAUUAUUAUUAUUAUUAUUAUUAUUAUUAUUAUUAUUAUUAUUAUUAUUAUUAUUAUUAUUAUUAUGCGGAAGAAAUUAAAGCUGCUUGUUUAUAUCCUUCUUACCGUGGUCGCUGUCUUUGAAUUUUAUAACAGGAGGAGAUUGAGGAACUGAUUCAACAUGCAGUUACUCGAACAUUGACGGGCAGGAAGAAAACGCUUGCCAUACAGGCUUAGACUUAGAUAAAAAUGUUACGCUGAGAUUAAAAGCUGUACAUAGCUGGUUGGCUUUUUGGCAUUUGCGGUUCCCAAUAACCAUUUCUCUACUAGUUUGUGCAAAACAAACAAAUGAACAUUCUAACUAAGGGAAUGGGAGUGGCUGAGCUUUGUCGAGUUUGAGACCACGAAAUUUUCUUAUACCUUGCUAAUCCUAGGCUGGCCAGAUUUUUUGACAACUUAUGUCUCCUAAAAAGCUGUAACCAGGGCUCGGUUUUACUUAAGGACUUAGUUUUGUUAAUAUAACCCAUGAUGAUUUUUCAGCACGUAUAUAAUAAAGUGAACGUAAUCGCAGGUUAAAAUUUCUACUCUGGAUUGAAGCUUAUUGUUAAGGUUAGAAAUUUCUUUCUUUCCUCGAUUAAUUGAUUCGAGGUGUUAAUAACAAAGCCAACUGUUAUGUAGCCCAGUCUUGCCAGUACUUGCCUUCCGUAUCACCCAGAAGGCAAUCAAGUUAUUGUCUUGUCAUGCCUUUAUGUUGACUUUGCCAGCUGUCGUUAUGGAAACCAUACUAAAAGGAAAAUAGAAUAAUCAAGUACCAUACCAAAUAUGGUUGUGGCUCCAUAAAAUGGUUCCUGAAGUCUAACAUAUACAUUUAAACGAGAGAUUAAAAAGGCAUAUUAGUUGAACAUUUCUCCAAAAAGUUUAAUUUACUAAAUUACACCUUGGUUCGUAACAUUGUGUUGGUUUUCUUUUCACAUGUUCUCAGUUAUAGUAAGAAAAACCACGACAAAAAAUUAAGUUGUGUUAUUUAUUUCCUAGGGUUCGUGGCCGGUGUGACUGAAGUACUUGUGUGAUGUGAAUGAUUAACGCUGGCUGUAGAGAGAAGAAGAAAAACAAAUAUACUGCAGUUGGAAACGCCUAAACAAAUUUAUUCAAGAACCGAAGAAAUUUUAUUUUCCCAUGUUUUCAGUCUAAAUAUAGUUUUAGAAAGUAACUUCCGAGUAAUGAGCGCUCGAGGAUUUCAAGAUUUAUUGUAAUUAUUGUAAAACUGUAUGUUGUCGCAAAGCAGUGUAUAUAGCCUCAUGUAAGGUAAAUCAGAUUCCGGAAUCUGUGAAAUUUUGACUGUGAAAUCUGGAAACCUGGGCUUUGGAAUCCGGAAUCCCGCUGACAAUUGAGAUCCGAGUCCAAGUUUCACUAAGGUAGAAUCGGGAAUUCAGUACCUGAAAUUCGGAAUUCACCGUGUGGGGUCCAGAAUCCAAGACUGUUUUCGAUUACCUUUUAUAAAAUAACUAAGAUAGUACGCGCGCUCUGAUUGGCUGAGAGGCGUGUUAGCAUGAGAGUAUGUAAACUUGGUUGUGGCGUCAAUAUGUUUUGCUUUUCGCGCGCUAAUCACGCAAGCACAAAUUUGAAAAAGUUUUCAAGUUCAAAACUCGACAAGUUUACUUUAUUUACCCGUUCCUGCGUCGGCUGAAACUUGGAAAAUCGUUACAAAGAAAGUGUGUCAAUUUUUUUUCGCUUAAGCUGACAUUUUAAGCGAGAAAAGUCCGUAUUUUGGAAAGCAUCUUUUUGCAAAACAAGAACUGAUUACGCAUAACUGUCUCGAAUUCUCCCAACCCCUCUCGUGUUUAUAUCAGGCUAUGCAAACACGGAAAACGUUUUCUCUUACUUAAAUAUAAGGCGAAAAGAAAUGUUUUGCCUUUACCAGCCACAGUUGUUUAAUUAUUUUCAACCGUCCCUAGCUUAAAAAAAAUAUAGAAAAAAGAAAAGCGAAGUUCUUGUUAAUAAUACGUGUAAAAAAAAAAAAAAUUAAAUCGUGUAAUGCUAAACGGGAACGACAAGGAAAAUGGCUUCAAGGCUAACAGAUCUAAUUAGCAAAGAAAACAAAUUGCACGUGCAGCACACUUUUUUCUUCUAAUUAGCAAAAAACAAAUUUGCACGUGCAGCACGCUUUUUUUUGUCUUUCCCUUGCCGUUGUUUUGCAAGACCUACUACGCUGUUUUGUACGACUAAAACGUCAAACUUCCUAGUUACACAUGUUUUUAUGGAGGAAUUGUCGUAUAUGCUUACCCAAUAUUUUGUUUCCUGUUUUCAUGUUCGCUUUUAUUAUUCAAUGCCGCUCAUUUUCACCUUGCUGGCCGCUAGCAUUUCUCAUUUACUCACCGCCGCUUUGAAUUUCCAUGUUUUUCUUCCUACGAAAUUCGUCUCCUUUGUUUUCAAUAACUCGCUCUAGCUCUUUCUCUUUUAUCCACGUUAGUGUACACAUAAAAAAUACCGCCGAAAAAGACACGACUAUGUUGUUGUGUUUUCUUUCUAAAAGUAUGGGCAGCCAUGUGAUUUCCUUCCAAAUAAAACCUUGAGUUCUAUUUGGGUUGCCAUACCUGUUGAUUGAGUUAUUUUACAUUGGUCUGCCUGUGGUGCGGACGGUCGUUCGCUCUCUCGGCGUACGGUCACGUGAUUACCAAAGUUUUUCGGAUGGGUAGAUUACCACAUUUCCAUAGCUAUGAGGCUCUGCCCAUGCGCGGUGCUUUGCACCGCGCAUGGAGCUCCGCUAUGAAUUUUCAUUAAACGUUUUAAUUCAACGAAAUUAUUAGUACAAUGUUAUUUCAAGUAGUUGCAGCGGUCUUUCUUUUCUAUGAUAAACGCUUGCUAAAAAUGUUAAUAUUUAUUUCAAGAUCAGUCAAACUUGUUGCUCACAGUGUAUUUUCUUAACUAGCGUUUGCCCUUGCAAUUUGCUUAAGCUAACGACAAUUGGAUGAUUUAACCUACCACAAACUCUGAAUCGAAAUUCAAGUCAAAUUCUAUAUAUUGCAGAAGUGAAUCUUAACUGACUUUUGGCGCAUUUUUUGAUAAUGUUAGCUAAUUUAGAUCCACUAGGUUGUUUGAUUAGCUCGGUAAAUAUUUGUAUUACAAAUAUUGCCGUGCAAGUAUUUGGAGAGUGUAUUAAGUAAAUGUUUGGAUUUUUGUAACUCAAUGUCAAACUGACAAAAAUGCUUAAAACAUUGUGUUCCACAGAAGAUUACAUUUUGAUCAAACCUACAAUUCAUUGUAACCUUCUGAGAUUUAUCCACAAUCCGGUUGGUAAGAGUACAGGCUGCUUAUCAUUUACAGACACUCGGUUAAAUUCGAAAUCUCAUCGGACAUCAGCUAACAAUUGGCCUUAUUGAACACGUACAAAAAGUGUGGCCAGAUCAGCCGUAGAUAUUAAUAAUGAUAAUAAUAAUAAUAAUAAUAAUGUGAAGAAUUUUUAAUAAUAAUAAUAAUAAUAAUAAUUUGAAGGGUAAUAAUGAUAAUAAUAAUAAUAAUAAUAAUAAUGAUAAAAGGAUUCGAGAGAGAGACCAUAUUUUUCUGAAGCGGAUCGAGUAGUUUUCCCCGCGUCUCAAAUCAGGUAAGCACCCUUACUCCGAUAGUUAUACCUAUGUAUUUCAUAUCUGCCUUCCUUCCCUCUGGCUAGUUAUGUUGUUAAUACACACGUAGCGUUAUCUAUCACCUGUUCACUCUUACAAACCACCUACAGUUCCGAAUUAUCAUUCGGUGUUGAGUGUUUACCUUUGAAUAACAUUCUUUACAAAUUUAAUAUCGUCCUUGACAGAGAACUGUAAACUUAGUUUGUAAUUUUGUGAUCUCGUAUCAUGAUAACUUCCAUUGCAUCUUCCCGUGUUUUUGUAGUUUUGUCACCUGUAAUAAUAAUAAUAAUGAAGAUUUUUUUUAAUAAUAAUAAUAAUAAUGUAACGAUGAAUGAUAAUAAUAAUAAUAAUAAUAAUAAUAAUAAUAAAAGGAUUCGAGAGAGAGACCAUAUUUUUCUGAAGCGGAUCGAGUAGUUUUCCCGCGUCUCAAAUCAGGUAAGCACCCUUACUCCGAUAGUUAUACCUAUGUAUUUCAUAUCUGGCUUCCUUCCCUCUGGCUAGUUAUGUUGUUAAUACACACGUAGCGUUAUCUAUCACCUGUUCACUCUUACAACACCACCUACAGUUCCGAAUUAUCAUUCGGUGUUGAGUGUUUACCUUUCAAUAACAUUCUUUACAAAUCUAAUAUCGUCCUUGACAGAGAACUGUAAACUUAGUUUGUAAUUUUGUGAUCUCGUAUCAUGAUAACUUCCAUUGCAUCUUCCUGCGUUUUUGUAGUUUUUUUCACCUGUAGUUCUUUUGUCUUUCUUUCCUUUAUUGACCUGAAUUCGAAUGAGUGAUUGAAAUAAAAUACAAAAAAAGGUGUCAGUGCAACUCCUUUUCACUUAAAAUUGUUUACUUCCAAAUACUGACUAAAGUAUUUUCAAUACCCGCUGAAACUUUCUAUCACGCAUGCCCGUAAAUAAACGACAGUAGUUUUGGAUAUAGAAGUACGCGAUAAAAAAUGAUUUGGUUGCUUGCUUUGUCAUUUUACAUCGUUGCCACAGUUUUCGCUGCUGAUGAACAUUGCAGAUCUUCUUACUUCAGAACGGUGGAAAACAGGCGCUUAACAUCACAAGUGGCCAAAACAUUUUCUUCCCCUAGUGUUUUGUCGUGCAGUCAUGCGUGCCUCACAAAUACUUGGUGUUCCUCUACAAAUUUCAAGAAAGGGACAGGUGGAACAGGAGUAUGUGAGUUGAUUAAGCAUGAGUCCAAUUCAACUAACUAUAACAACAAACUCAUACAUCAACCAGGCAACACAUAUACAAUAAUUCUCAAGGUGAGUAAAUGCAGCAUUUUAUUUGCGCAAUGCCGUGAAAGAAAUUUUUUUACUAUUAAACUUUUUUCAGUGGCGUAUCUAACGGAAAGACAAGACGAACAGUAAUAUUUACAAGCAGACAAUAAUUUGCUAUACAAUCCAAAUAAAAGCUUUAAUAAAAGCUUAAACUUCCGCACGAACUAGUGACAUUUGACACGUAAACGGUUUUAACCGUUUCGAUGCUGUGUGUUUAUUACCAGAAAGCAUGAUUAUGAUUCUGAAUGGCUAAGGAAUAAUCACAGUUAAGUUGAAACUCCGACAAUUUCUCCCCUAGAAGGGUACAAACAAGCGAGAAAACGAUUUCCCUUCCUGCCAUUUUUCUAAAUUUAAACUUUUUUUACUGAUAGGGUUGUCUGAUGACUGGAUGCCUAAAUGCAGGUUCUUGCUUGUUAGACAAGAAAAAGGAAUCGUUUUCAUGUUCGUGCAAACUACCAUGGCGUGGGCAGAGAUGCGAAGAAAAAUUGAGUAAGGCUCUAGUACAAAGCUUUUGCACAUAUUUGUUUUUCUGUUUAUGUAUUCAUUUAUUCUUUUUUUCUUCAUGAGAGAAAAGUCUUGAUGUCCUUACUUCAAAUGUUUAAUGCUGGUUUCGUUUCUAUCAUUUGUUACUGAGCUCCCGGGUUGACCCGUUGGAGCAAAAUUCCUUAAUUAUGGCCUCUAACGGAUAUGCUGCUGGCUAGGGUUUUUUUAAUGGUCCCUCUGUCUUGAGAAGAGCAUUAAACAAUCGCGAGAAAGUUUUAAAAUAACUCCAAAGCACUUUCAAAAUAAGUUAGUUUUCGCUAACGUCGCCUCCCUGAUUCGUGAAUCACAGGCGCAUUCAGAAGGCGAAAUAACAGUUGUCAUAACAUUCUUCUGGUGGCUAAACUGAAAUUCGUCUGAACGGUUCCAUUAAAAAAAUGGUGUUAUUUUCCCUCUUCUUCUUCUUCUCUUGACUAAGUUUUCUACCAAGCUUUCACAGAAACGCUCGCUAUAAUGCUGAAUGGUCCGUAACGUGAGGCUUCAUUCGCCUACCUUAGCUACCAUGGGCAAGCCAACUUUUCCAACUUUUCCUUCCAAAACUUGGUGAUUCUUUUACAUGAGAAAUAAAACGUUGGCUCGGCUAGAAGGUUGAUCCGCCAUUUUUGACCCAGCCGGAUCAUAAGGCGAAACAAUCAGAGCAUGCGCGAGCGUUGUUGUCAGCUCUUGGCUCUGGCAAACGGUCAACUUUUUUCUCAUAUAAACGCUCGCCAAAAGUGAGUCGGUUGGAAGGAUGAUCCUCUUUCCCGGGAGACCUUAACUCAACGAGGACUAAGGACAUUACUGUAUCUCAGCUUCCAUUUUCCACUGGCUUGGAGUCAUAUUACCUUUAAUUUUUCCUUUGUUUUUUUUCGCUCAGAUUGUCCAGUUGGCUGGUCUGCAUUUGGCGACUCGUGUUAUUACCUAAACGGUAGAGUGGCACAGAACCAGAGAGACGCCCGCAAAGCAUGCCAGGCAAUGGAUGGAGACCUCCCAAUAAUCAAAUCAGCCACUGAAGACAAAUUCGUAUUUGAACUGAUAAGAAACAGUGAAACAGUCACAAUACUUGGUACCUGGCUUGGGUUAGAGCGAGAUAAGAACAAAAGCAAGUCAUUCCAUUGGAUUGAUAACACUCCACUGGAAGGGGGCUUUAACAAUUGGGUUUACAAGGAACCGAACAACCAAGGCGGUAAUGAAGACUGCGUCCAUAUGUAUGGAAAGCGAGGUUGGAACAGUACGAAGCCAGGAAAGUGGAACGACUACCCCUGUAGUUGUUAUCAUAGGCUUCCUCGUUGCCCUGUUAUACUUUGCCAGAAGCCUGCAUACUAA
This is a messenger RNA of Porites lobata, 8919 nucleotides long. Lineage: Eukaryota; Metazoa; Cnidaria; Anthozoa; Scleractinia; Poritidae. The record is from the annotation of a GenBank genome assembly.